Messenger RNA from Anneissia japonica, 1809 nucleotides. Its product is annotated as sphingomyelin synthase-related protein 1-like. The record is from RefSeq and is a predicted model, not a curated record. The transcript has 5 exons. Bases 111 to 1325 code for a protein of 404 amino acids. Gene Ontology annotation, cellular component: Golgi membrane; endoplasmic reticulum membrane. Gene Ontology annotation, biological process: ceramide biosynthetic process. Lineage: Eukaryota; Metazoa; Echinodermata; Crinoidea; Comatulida; Comatulidae. Gene Ontology annotation, molecular function: sphingomyelin synthase activity; ceramide cholinephosphotransferase activity; protein binding.
ACCCUGACCCUGACCCACACGCCACCAACGUGAAAGGCGAUGACUGAAGAAAAGAAAAGGGUACAAAGUACAGUUUUGUAUAAGGAUCGUGGGGAAAGAUAUGAUUCAAGAUGAAAGGUGAUGUUAGUACCUGGACUUGUUCAGAUGUGGAGGAAUGGCUAGCUCAGAAUGACUUUAAAUCCUAUAGCUCACUUCUCUGUAGUGUGCAUAAAAUAGACGGCAAAGCUCUGUUAUUACUCAGUGAGUAUGAUCUUAGAAACCCACCACUACAAUUGAAAGUACUUGGAGACAUUAAGCGGCUUAUUCUUCUCAUUUCCAAUCUUCAGAACAGUCAAGUACACCAGCUUGAAAAUUGUAACAUACUACAAACAAAUGGCAUAGCAAAUUCCGGAGAUGUUAUUCAUUUACGUCGAAGAAAUAUAAGAUCCAAUAAACCAUUUGGCUACAGGACUCAGGUUUCUACAGACAGCGGUAAGCCACAGUUUAGGCGUGAAAUACGCAAGACUAUUAUCAGCUUUUUGUAUGGUUUCGUUGUGGCCAUAUUGACAGCUUUUGUGAUGGUUGUCGUGCAUGAUCGAGUUCCAGAUAUGGCCAAGUACCCGCCUCUACCUGACAUCUUCCUGGAUAGCGUACCUAUGAUACCUUGGGCUUUUCAAGCAUGUGAAAUGUGUGGAUUAAUUCUUGCCGGAAUAUUCACAUUAACAAUUUUCCUACAUAAACACAGAUUCAUAGUGCUCCGUCGUUGCUUCGCUCUUCUUGGCACUGUGUUUCUGCUACGAUGUGUCACUAUGUUUGUAACAUCCCUGUCGGUGCCAGGCAUUCACUUGCAGUGUUCUGGAAAGGUUUAUGGUGACAUAUGGACUAAGUUGAAGAGAACGUUUGAGAUUUCAUUCGGGCUCGGCAUGUCACUCACUGGAGUUCACACCUGCGGUGACUACAUGUUUAGCGGUCAUACCGUCUGCCUUACUAUGUGGAACAUGUUUAUAACUGAAUAUACUCCAAGGAAUUUUUCACUUCUUCAUACAGCAACAUGGGUUCUCAAUUUGUUUGGUAUUUUCUUCAUCCUUGCGGGACAUGAGCAUUACUCAAUUGAUGUUGUCAUCGCGUUUUAUAUCACCUCUCGUCUAUUUUUGUAUUACCAUACUCUUGCAAACAAUCAAGCUCUACAGCAUGGGGACAAAAGAGCCGAAGUGUGGUUCCCAAUGUUUUACUAUUUUGAAUCCAACGUCAACGGUAUCGUACCAAAUGAUUACGAGUGGCCAUUUAAUUGGCCAAAAUCAGUGAAACUGUAUUUCCAAAAAGACCACUACCAGCAACAAGAUUGAAUAGGAGGCAGCUGAGAGUGUAACAGGUGGGCAAAAUGUGGCCCAGCAGUGAUUUUGUUGCAGCCCACGAAAAUAAAUUAUAAUCCAUAUGUGUGUGGCCUGCCAACCACCUGCAGCUAGAAAACCUCUUGUUUUGUACGGCCCGACACUGAUCACACACCGAAAAAGUUAUUAGAACUGAGCAUAGAAAGGUAUAAAAGCAGCCCAUAAAGGUUUUUAGAAGCACACUGGAAACAUCAAACUUUAGGUGCGGACCUCAUUGUUAAGUCAAAAGUUCACUUUGUCCCUCAGACCUAUUUUUAUGCUCACCCCUGCUCUAUUGGUAUCACUUGAAAGGUAUAAAUCUAAACCAUCAUAUUUUAUUUCAUUAUGCAAAUGGCUUCAAAUACACAUGAUGCUCACAGGUCGAAAAAGAGCAGCUUUCAGUCACAUGGGCCCUGACAACAAUAUGUUGGGGGCCAGCAAAAUAAGUUAAAAGCAGCCA